AUGAUCAAGUCUACGUUGAUAUUCAGAGACGAUGGUCUCCCACUAUGCUCGUCAGUCGAUGACGACACCGAUCCGCUUCUUUCUGAACAGAGGAAAAAAGUCAAAGUCCUGGUAUCGAAACUCACGCCGAAUAGUGCCGACGAGGCAACUUUGGAGAGUGGGAACUUCGAGAUUCACUACGUGCGUGUAAACACGAUUGCCUAUUUUGUCAUUGUAGACAAAGGAUUCUCGCGUAGUCUAGCCUUCUCGUACCUCAAAGAGAUAUCCCAGGAGUUUGAGCAUUCUUACGGGAAUGAGUAUGGCAAGCCUUCGAUUCGUCCCUACGCUUUUGUCACAUUUGACAAUUUUUUGCAGAAAACCAAAAAGCUCUAUAGUGACAAACGGGUUCAGAACAAUCUAGAUCAGCUCAACCAGGAUUUAAGCGGUGUCAAGCAGAUUAUGACCAAGAAUAUUGAGGACCUACUGUACCGUGGGGACUCCUUGGACAAGAUGAGCGAUCUGAGCGCGUCGCUGAAACAGAAUUCCAAGAAGUACCGGAAGUCCGCUCAGAAGAUCAACUUCGACCUGCUCAUCAGCCAGUACGCGCCGAUAGCAGUCGUGGCGUUUAUUUUUGUAUUUCUGAUUUGGUGGGUAUUCUUGAGAUGA
Molecule: messenger RNA, 645 nt
Organism: Lachancea lanzarotensis
Lineage: Eukaryota; Fungi; Ascomycota; Saccharomycetes; Saccharomycetales; Saccharomycetaceae
Gene: SEC22
Product: LALA0S10e05248g1_1
Exons: 2
Coding region: 1-645 (214 amino acids)
Biological process (GO): retrograde vesicle-mediated transport, Golgi to endoplasmic reticulum; endoplasmic reticulum to Golgi vesicle-mediated transport; vesicle fusion with Golgi apparatus
Cellular component (GO): Golgi membrane; SNARE complex; ER to Golgi transport vesicle membrane
Molecular function (GO): SNAP receptor activity
Source: RefSeq, a predicted model, not a curated record